AGGAAAUCGAAAGGACGAAAAAUGUAAACAUGAACUUGUCACUUCAGACUAAGGGGAGACAUGGAUAUUCUGUUGAAUUUUCACCAUUUUUUCCGACAAAACUUGCUUGCGCCUCGUCGCAGUAUUAUGGAAUAGCAGGUUGUGGGACACUGUAUAUAAUUGAGACAGGACCCAAUGGACUUAUACCUCAGACCGUGUUUGACUGGAAUGAUGGCCUUUUUGACAUAACAUGGGCAGAGAACAAUGAGAAUAUCCUGGUCACUGGGGCUGGAGAUGGUCACGUUGUGGUGUGGGAUAUUAAUCAAAGAAGGGGCCCAAUAAAAGCUUACAAAGAACACACAAAGGAGGUGAAUUCAGUGCAUUGGAGUCAGACUCGACAGGAAAACUACUUUCUGAGUGGAUCAUGGGAUAAAAGCGUGAAAUUGUGGGAUAUUUCCCAUUCCCAAUCUCUUACCACAUUCCUCGGACAUGAAGCUAUUGUUUACAGUGUACGAUGGUCUCCGCAUAUACCAGGAUCCUUUGCUUCAGCCUCUGGAGAUCACACAGUAAGGGUAUGGGAUGCAAGGAGACCAGAGACCCCUCAGACCGUGAUUCCUGGCCACAACUCAGAAAUCCUCACCUGUGAUUGGUCGAAAUAUGACCAGAACCUACUAUUUACUGGAGCAGUGGAUGGAGCUAUCAGGGGGUGGGACAUCAGGAAUCCCCAGACCCCCAUCUGUGACCUGAGGGGUCAUUCCCUGGCUGUCAGGAGAAUCAAGACAUCUGCCUUUCAAAGAAACAUCUUGGCCUCCGUGUCGUACGAUUUUACCACUAGGUUAUGGGACUUUACAAUAAAUAUGGCAGUAGAAACGCUGGAACAUCACACAGAAUUUGUGUACGGACUUGACUUCAAUCUGUUUAAGCCUGGAGAGAUGGCGGACUGUUCUUGGGAUGAAGUAUUGAGAGUGUUCACCCCCAAAUCUCUUAUCAACCCAGGGAUGACUUUACAACACUGACCCAAAA
Messenger RNA from Magallana angulata, 1002 nucleotides. RefSeq names its product peroxisomal targeting signal 2 receptor-like. Bases 30 to 995 code for a protein of 321 amino acids. The record is from RefSeq and is a predicted model, not a curated record. Gene Ontology annotation, molecular function: protein binding. Gene Ontology annotation, cellular component: cytosol; peroxisomal matrix. Gene Ontology annotation, biological process: protein import into peroxisome matrix. NCBI's taxonomy places the organism in Eukaryota, Metazoa, Mollusca, Bivalvia, Ostreida, Ostreidae. The transcript has 9 exons.